AUGUCAGGCCAGGACUCACUUUCAGAUAAGGCCAACGGUGGUCAGAGCGGCCAAUCGCAGCCAGAUGAUGAUAAAGUGGGAGUUAUCGAGACUCCUACUUUGGAAGCGAUUGGUGAAGAGGCGUGGGCGAUCGAUCCCCAAGCCGAGGCUCGAGUUGUGAGGAAGAUUGAUCUUUUCCUCAUGCCGGCCAUGGUAAUCGGAUAUGGACUGGUAUACUACGAUAAAGCAAUUCUCGGAAGCGCAGCACUAUUCGGCAUGACAGGAGAUCUCCAACUGUCAGUUGUUGAUACCUCUGUGAUCCCACCAAAGACGGACACCACUCGUCUGAGCUGGGCAACUUCAAUCUUCUACUUCGGUCAGCUUAUCGGCUCAUAUCCCAUGACCUACCUCCUGCAAAGGUUCAACACGCGUUGGACUCUGGGUCCGGUUGUCAUGAUCUGGGCCCUUAUAUGUGCUGCCACAGCCGGAGUGACUUCAUGGCAAGGACUUCUUGUUCAACGUUUCUUCCUUGGUUUCACUGAAUCCAUCAUCCCCACGGCAUUCAUGACAACAGUCAGCGGGUACUACACACAAAAAGAGCAAGCUCUUCGACAGAGCUGGUGGUUCUCGGGCACCGGCUGGUUUACGAUUAUCGGAAGCGCCCUGAACUAUGGCUUUGCUCAAAUCAAAGGAGGAUCUCUGACACCGUGGCAGUACACCUACGUUUUUGCGGGCGGUCUGACGUUUUUGUUUGGGAUCUGGUGCUUCUUCCUACCAAACUCCCCGCUUACGGCUUGGUUUCUCGACCCUGAUGAGAGACUGGUGGCUGUGGAGCGUCUUCGUCAUGGCCAGACUGGUGUGAAGAACCAGACUAUCAAAGGCAGUCAGAUCAAGGAGGGAUUACUGGAUCCCAAGGUCUGGCUUGUGGCUUUGACGAUGGCAUCAGGAUACACUGUCAACGGCGCUGUUUCUGGCUUUGGUCCUCUCAUCGUCUCAACAUUCGGCUAUUCCGCCCUUGACAGCAUUCUCUUCCAAUUCCCUCUCGGAGCCAUUUGCGCCGUCGGCAUCCCUCUUACCGGAUGGCUGUGUUCCAAGUACCGCAACAUCCGCAUCAUCACCCUCAUUGCUUGCACACUACCAGUCAUUGCGGGCUUCGUCAUCAUCUGGAAGUCACAAUGGGGCCAUAAGCCAGUAGCCCCCGUCGUUGGCUACUCACUGAUCGGCUUCUUCGGGCCCGUGGUGAGUUUGACGGUGACGCUAGGGGCCAGCAACGUUGCUGGAGAGACGAAAAAGAGUUUCAUGGCUUCUGCGGUCUUCGUCGCGUACUGCGUGGGAAACAUUGUCGGACCGCAGCUUGUAAGAAGCGAGACGAAGGCGCAGCAUUAUCCCGAGCUUUGGACUGGUCUGAUUAUUUGUUAUUGCGUCACGAUUUUGUCGGCUGCUACGUUAAACUUCGUCCUCUGGCGGGAAAAUAAGAGACGUGAUGGUCUUGGGUUGGAUGAGGGUGAGAGGGAUAGGCUCGCUUUCAAGGACCUUACGGACAAGGAGAACCUUCAUUUCAGAUACGUUCUCUAG
Molecule: messenger RNA, 1554 nt
Organism: Colletotrichum karsti
Lineage: Eukaryota; Fungi; Ascomycota; Sordariomycetes; Glomerellales; Glomerellaceae
Product: major facilitator superfamily transporter
Exons: 6
Coding region: 1-1554 (517 amino acids)
Biological process (GO): transmembrane transport
Cellular component (GO): membrane
Molecular function (GO): transmembrane transporter activity
Source: RefSeq, a predicted model, not a curated record